Molecule: messenger RNA, 720 nt
Organism: Salvelinus namaycush (lake trout)
Lineage: Eukaryota; Metazoa; Chordata; Actinopteri; Salmoniformes; Salmonidae
Product: low-density lipoprotein receptor-related protein 1-like
Exons: 7
Coding region: 1-720 (239 amino acids)
Source: RefSeq, a predicted model, not a curated record
AUGCAAGGUAGCUGCGAGGGCCACUGUCUGAACAGAGGCACUUCUCUGCAGAGUGCCAGCGGGGCGCGCCAGUGUCGCUGUCUACCCCAGUUCAGCGGCAGCACCUGCGAGGUGGACAAGUGUCACUACUGCAGCAACGGCAAGUGUAUCCCCACCAACUCCUUCCAGCCCACAGGAGAGGUCACCUGCAUCUGCACAAAUGGCAGAGUCCAGCUCAGCUGCUACACAUGUGAUGAAUACUGUGCUAAUGGACAGUGCUCUGUCAACCCACACACACACCAGAGUGCAAGCUGGGUGGGGCAUCGCUGUGAGGCGGUGGCCUCCUCAGAGUCUGGUGGACGUACUGCCUCCAUAGUGAUCCCACUGUUGAUGCUGCUGUUGUUGGUUAUGUUGGUGGGAGGAGCUGUGUUCUGGUACAGGAGGAGGAUGAGUGGGGCCAAGGGCUUCCAGCACCAGAGGAUGACUAACGGGGCCAUGAACGUAGAGAUAGGAAACCCAGCGUACAAGAUCUACGAGGGUGAGCCAGACGAUGAUGCCGGGGAUCUUCUAGACUCAGACUUCACACUGGACCCAGACAAGCCCACCAACUUCACCAACCUAGUGUACGCCACACUGUACAUGGGAGCCCACAACAGCCGCAACUCCCUGACCAGCACAGAUGAGAAGAAGGAGCUUCUGUCACGGGGGGAUGAGGAGCCUCUGGUGGACCUGCUAGCAUAA